Molecule: messenger RNA, 3045 nt
Organism: Sitophilus oryzae (rice weevil)
Lineage: Eukaryota; Metazoa; Arthropoda; Insecta; Coleoptera; Curculionidae
Gene: hrg
Product: poly(A) polymerase type 3
Exons: 9
Coding region: 258-2051 (597 amino acids)
Cellular component (GO): nucleus
Molecular function (GO): poly(A) RNA polymerase activity; RNA binding
Source: RefSeq, a predicted model, not a curated record
UGGUACUGCGUAAUAUUUGUGAUUUUUAGGUUGGUAGUUCGGAAGUGUGGUUAAUUUAAGAUGGCUGUCAUCGACGUUUUCUUUUUCUGAUGUCCAAAUAAACUUUAAACUUUUACAUUUUCUUCAGUUUUUAGUAUGUUUUUUUAUUAAAAGUAUUUUUUAGUUCCUUAGUGAAAGUUAAAAGGUGUAACAAGCAGUAGUUACAAAUAUUUAGAAGAUUAUAUUAAGUAGGGUAAAUAAAAAUUGAGAUCAGAAAGAUGUGGUCCCAACAAAAUUAUUCCUUAAACAAUAAGGAAAACAAGUCAGACGACAGAACAUUAGGGAUGACUUCGGCGAUUUCUGCCGCUCCCCCAAAAGAAAUAGACCUAGUAAGGACCAAGGAACUUGAAUUAGCACUUAUACCUUUCGAUGUUUUUGAAACAAAAGAGGAACUGGACCAUCGCCUUUUCAUUUUGGGGAAGUUAUACACGCUGGUUAAGGAAUGGAUCAAAGACUUGUCAAUAAAAAACAACAUGCCAGAAAGUAUAGCGGAAAGUGUAGGAGGUAAAGUUUAUACUUUUGGAAGUUACAGACUUGGAGUUCACAAUAAAGGCGCGGAUAUAGACGCACUUUGUGUAGCCCCAAAACAUAUAUCAAGAUACGAUUUUUUUCAUUCAUUCUAUGAGUUACUUAAGAAGCAGCCAGAAGUGACAGAAUUGAGAGCUGUCGAGGAGGCUUUUGUACCUGUUAUUAAAAUGAAUUUUGAUGGAAUAGAAAUCGAUAUGUUGUUUGCCAGAUUGUUGCAAAAAGAAAUACCGGAUUCAAUGGACCUGAGAGAUGAUAAUUUGUUAAAAAAUCUCGAUCAGAAGUGUGUCAGAAGCUUGAACGGUUGCAGGGUGACUGAUGAAAUACUUCGAUUAGUUCCAAACAUUGAUAAUUUUAGAUUAACUCUUAGAGCUAUUAAGCUGUGGGCAAAGAAACACGGGAUCUAUAGUAAUGUUCUAGGCUACCUGGGAGGUGUGUCGUGGGCAAUGUUGGUUGCUAGAACUUGCCAGUUGUAUCCUAAUGCAGCUCCGGCAACGUUAGUUUAUAAGUUCUUUUUAAUUUUCUCAAAAUGGCAGUGGCCGCAACCUGUGCUUCUCACUCAACCGGCUAAUGUUAGUUUAGGAUUUAGCACAUGGGACCCCAGGGUGAAUGUUCAAGAUAGGUACCACCUUAUGCCGAUAAUCACGCCGGCGUACCCGCAACAAAACUCCACGUUUAACGUGUCUCAAUCGACCCGAGCCAUAAUGAUGGAGGAAUUCAAGUUAGGGCUCCAGAUAACCGACGAUAUAAUGCUGGGCAAGACGCUGUGGGACAAAUUGUUCGAACCUCCUCAAUUUUUUAUGAAAUAUAAACACUUUAUUGUUUUGAUAGUGGGAUCGGCCGCGGCAAACGACCAUUUGGAGUGGACGGGUCUGGUUGAAAGCAAAAUCAGGUUUUUAAUUCAAACGUUGGAGCGCAACGAGGCGAUAACGCUGGCUCACAUCAACCCGGAAUGCUUUUCCAUGCCCGAGUCGCAAAGAGAUCCCAAAUCACUCUGUUCUAUGUGGUUUAUCGGAUUAGAAUUUAAGGAAAAGAAGGGGCUGAACAUAGAUUUAACGAGAGAUAUUCAACAAUUCACGGAAACGGUAAACAAAUCGGCUUUGAGCAUACAGAUGUAUAAAGCGACGAUGAAUUUGGAAGCCAGACACGUUCGAAGAAGAGAAUUGCAUCAAUACCUUCCUCCUGGCGUUAUAAAGAGGGAGCGGAAGUCUAGCAUUACAAGUAACAAAAAUGGCACUCAACCCAACCCUGAAUUGCGCAAGAGACCAUCCACCGAACCUGCCGACGACUUGGCUGCGAACAAAAAGAGCAGACUAUCCGGUGACGUUAACUCUUUCGAUGACAGUUCCAAUAACUCACUGAAUGGUGAUGACUCCUGUAGCAGUACGGGCGCCGAUACAACAGCGUCUAGUAGUACCAGUCCGCUUAAAAUACCCACAAUGCCUAAAGUACCCCCAACUGGAACCCAAGAGGCCGUCUGCACGUGAGACUGGUUACCAUGGUUGACUUGGCCUACUCAGCGUCGAAAGUAAGGUACAAGCGGUGUAAGAUUGCGCAUACGUCUCCGACAGAGGCGCAGAUUUUUUUUACUCUAUCGGUAUAAUUGAGUAAGUAGUUCGCAUCUAAAGUGUUUUAAUGCCACUCUACAUUAAAACACUGUAGCUUGUAUCAACAGAAUUCCUUUCUAGGACAAACAAAUUCAAUCUCACCAAUGUACAUACAACUCAAUUCGCAAAUUCGCUGGAUCAUUACAAAAAAAAGUCGCGAAAUUUCGAUAGUAAAAUAUUAUCGCAAGUGUGCAAUUAUUUUUCUUGUGUCUAAAAUUUAUUUUUUUUCUAUUUUUAUAGCGUGGUUUUUGUCUGCGUGCGUGAAUGUGAAUUGGAGUGUUUUUUUUUCGUGAUCGUGAGUUCUAUAUGAAAGAGAAAAAUCUUUUUGUUACAGAUUAUAUUCGUUUAAUUAUGUAUCUGAAUAUUUUUGUGUGGACUAGUUUCUAAGAUAAAUUCGAUAUAGAGAUAUGUUUAUAGUAUCAAAUUAAUAUUACUGUGUUGCGGUAAUAUUUUACUCGUUCACGUAUAAACUAUCGAACGGAUGACGGUUUCAAUUCAAAACGAAUUUUAAGCAGCGCCUUAAGUAGGAUAUAUUAUUAUGUAUAUUUAUAUAUUUUUAUUUUUUGAUAAGUUCGUUUGAUUUUUUUUCAAUGUCUGCCUCCCGAGGUGGUUGAAGAGGAUCUAUACUCGAACGAAAUGUAGUAAUAUAUUAUUUUCUCGGUUCUGAACGUGUUCAGAGCCGCGACGAAUUAGAACAGAGCAAGAAAACGGGGAAAGUAUCACUGUUUAAAGUUCAUUUUGAUCGGCAACGGGCGCGCUAUAUCCUUCGAAACGUAGCUUUAAGUUAUUUGUUAGAAAUUGAUAUUCUAAUAGGUGUAUUCAGUGUCUCUUGUAAAGCAAUCGUCAAGACGAAAAUAAAGUAUUUUCCCCAUCA